GAAUCAUGAUUACGCCUCUCGUAGUUUAGUUGAGCCGGCCAUCCAGCCCCGCAUACAAGCUGUAUAAGAAGGGGCGAUGAGUCGCAUGAGGGCCCGACAUUCGUGGCUCGCCUGGGUCUUCCAGCAGAACAAGCAUGGCCCCAACAAGCUUGAUAUUUCUUAUCCUUGCCUCGUCGGUGUGUCGUGCAGUAUCUAGGCAGUUCAGCAAUGACUUCAAUGAUCCGCCGAUACGAUACCGCCCAAAGUUUAGAUAUUGGCUGCCCGAUGCCAGCGUCCCGUCCAAUGCUGUAGCUAACGACAUUCGCGCGGCGAAAGCGGCUGGAGCUGGUGGCCUUGAAUUACUACCUUUCUACCUUUACGGUCAAGGAGAAGAAAGCUAUAGACGGAAUGGUGCGGAGGUCGUGCCUGAUCUCCCCGAUUGGUCCAAGUAUGGUUUUGGUACAGAUGCUUUUGUGGACUUAUUCAAGGACUCGCUGCAAGCUGCUCAGGAUGCCGGCAUCUUGCUCGAUUACGCACUCAGUCCUAACCAGGGACAAGGAAUUCCGUCCGAACCUGCCACGCCUGGAUUGGCUGUUGAGCUGCUCAUGGGUCAAGACACUAUUGCUCCCCACGGGAGUUUCAAUGCUUCUAUCCCUCAAGCCCAGCAGCCAUCCUCAUAUAUAUUGAGCGGUCUAUCGUUCAUGCAUCCAUUAGAGCAAUUUGGAACUCCAAACCUAAUUGCUGUCAUUGCAUAUUCUACUGAGAAUAGCGUCAGCAACGGAACAGUGCAUCUUGUGCAAAAUUCCUUCAUUGAUCUUAGCUCGCUUAUCACAGAAAACAACACCUUGCGUUGGACUCCGCCGGAUCGCAGUAAAUUCUGGAGGGUUUUCUCUUUCUGGGAGGCCUACACGAAUCAAAGAUCAUGUGAUGGCGGUCCUAACGCGACUACCUCUUUGGGCAAUGGAUCUUGGACUGUCGACCAUUUCAGUGGGAAUGGUGCUUCCCGGGUGACCGACUUUUGGGACCAGCAUCUCCUCUCUGAUCCCAAGGUAGCCGAACUGCUCCGUAACGUUGGAAAUUACGCUUGGGAAGAUAGUAUGGAAAUGCUCGCUGCUCUGUAUUGGACUCCAGGGCUCGUAGAUCGUUUCAAGAACACCAGUGGCUUCGACUUGCUUCCAUAUUUACCCUUACUGUUCAGCAUUUCCAAUUCGUGGAACGGACUAUUGCCGGCCUACAAUGAGACUUUCGUAUUCGGCAACUCCACGGACAGCGGUGAAAGCCGUUAUCAACUUGAGUAUCGGAAAGCACUGAAUGAUGGAUACCAAGAGUACCUCGAGCACUUCCAGAAAUGGUCACAUUCUAUUGGCAAUCAAUUUUCCACCCAACCAGCGUACAAUUUGCCAUUGCAAGCUCUCAGUGAUAUUCCUCUUGUGGACGCUCCAGAAGGCGAAUCCCUUGGAUUUCAGGAACUUACAGAUGUGUAUCGCCAAUUCGCUGGCCCUGCUCAUCUUGCCAACAGACAAGUUAUAUCAACUGAACUCGGUGCAGUAAACACACCGCCGUACUGGCUCACUGUUCCCGACCUUCUUCAAAAGAUCAAGCGUUCCUUAGCCGGAGGCUUCACGAUGAACGUUAUCCAUGGUUUCCCGACUCUUGCUCCAUAUGCCAAUACAACCUGGCCAGGAUACACUCCGUUCAUAUAUCAAUUUACGGACAUGUGGAAUCCAAUGCAACCAGCUUGGCAACAUUUAAAAGAUUCUCUUGACUUCGUAGGCCGAAACCAGUGGGUAUUACAGCAAGGGCAGCCCAAAGUGGAUCUUGCGUUGUAUGCAUUCGCUACACCCUGGACGAUCAUCAGCAGAUACAACUCGGACAAUCUUCGAGAAUUGGGUUACACGUACGACUAUCUCGGACCGGACAACAUUGUCUCCACGGAUGCCUUCGUUAGGGCCGACAAGCUUGGUGUACCUGAGUACAAAGCCAUGAUUUUCAACAACCAAACAGUUGCCACUACGGAAGCAGUAGAAGCUCUGACCAAGUUCGCGGCACAAGGUCUCAAAAUUAUAUUUAUAGGCGCGCCUCCGAAUCAGUCAUACCCCGUCGAUGCAGCUAGCCAAAAGACCUUCAACUCUGCGAUGGCGCGUCUGCUGUCGGGACCUAAUAUCCACCACACAGACAAUAUCGACCAGCUACCGGCCUUGCUCAGGGAGGCUGACAUCAAUCCGCGAGUGGAACUAAACUGCACGCCCGGCGCCGUCUCCACCGUAUACCGCUCGUCCGACGGUGUCGAUUAUAUAUACUUCUUUAACGACCAAGACGAGUCGCCACGCUGUGGAGCCACCGUGGAAGCGGCAGGUGUAGUACCUUUUGUCUACAACGGAUAUACAGGUACCCAGUCACCGCUAUUGCAAUACACAACAUCCGACACUCAUAUUUCGUUGGCGCCGACACUGAAAGCAAACGAGACUCUUAUAAUCGCGCUGCAUCGCAACGUUCCGCAGCCAGCGUGUACAAUGGUCCAAUCGAGCCCCUACAUCCGUUCCGUGAACGCUUUAGAAGGAAAUUUGCACGCCAUCGUCACGCACAGUCCCUACGUCCUGGCUACCUCAACUGGCAAGACAAAGCAGUUCGACACAUCGCUUCCGCAGACCAUCAACCUUACCACUUGGAACCUUACCGUGGAAGACUGGCACUCUGCACCCGACCGUUUCGCCAUCGAGAACGAAAUCACGAAUCACACCUUUUCCAACAUAUCACUUGUCCCAUGGAGCCAGAUAAGUGCAGCUUUGCAGCCUGUCUCCGGCAUAGGCUGUUACACCACGACGUUUGCAGCUCCCUCUGAAGCCGACUUCUCCGCACUAGUCGGCUAUCUCAGCCUACCGCUUAUCCAACACACUGCGCGCGUGUUCCUGGACGGUGAGUGGCUUGGCCCCAUCGAUACCGCCAAUCCCAUUGUGCCGCUGCACGGCCUUGAGAAGGACAGGCAGUACGAGUUGAGGGUCGAUGUGUCAACGACGCUGUUCAAUCGGGUGAAAGCGGAGGCGGAUCAGGUGUGGAUGGUGGGACAGGUGGCGAGCCAUCAGAAUGAAAAGUAUGGCAGUGCACCAUACGAAGAGUAUGGGCUGGUGGGUGGUGUGUCGAUAGAAUGGGGGUAUAGCGUGGAAGUAGAAUGCUGAAAUACGCGGGCGAUGCCAACGAGGAUCCAUUCAAAACCGUAUUGUGGAUACGAGUGAUUGUUCGAAUGACCUAUACAUGGUGGUGGUAACUCGCCGCUCACACGAAUUUGCGUGCACCUGAUACACAACGCGCAGGCCA
This is a messenger RNA of Paraphaeosphaeria sporulosa, 3294 nucleotides long. RefSeq lists its product as uncharacterized. Bases 135 to 3155 code for a protein of 1006 amino acids. The transcript is spliced from 5 exons. The record is from RefSeq and is a predicted model, not a curated record. NCBI's taxonomy places the organism in Eukaryota, Fungi, Ascomycota, Dothideomycetes, Pleosporales, Didymosphaeriaceae.